Lactuca sativa (garden lettuce) is the source of this 2706-nucleotide messenger RNA. RefSeq lists its product as uncharacterized. Gene Ontology annotation, cellular component: intracellular membrane-bounded organelle. The record is from RefSeq and is a predicted model, not a curated record. NCBI's taxonomy places the organism in Eukaryota, Viridiplantae, Streptophyta, Magnoliopsida, Asterales, Asteraceae.
AUGGAGAUACUAUCUUGUUCGGUUAAUUUUGUGAAAUCUGGAAUCAGGGUUUCGUUUCCCCCUUUUAAUUUCCUCCAAUUCGUUCUGAUUUUCUUGGCUUUCAUCACGAAAUCUACAUCAAUUCACCGUGAUUUCUCAGAAGUUCCGUACUCUCGAUACUGUAAUGAUGUGGUUCGUGAAUCCCCAUUUACAGAAACCCAAUUAUUGCGGGAUAAUUUCCUCCGGUUAGAUAAAGCGGUGUAUAGCUUAGGAAAUGAAAAUCCCCAAUUCAAUUUUAAUCCCGUUUCCUCUCAAGUCGCAUCGUUUUCCACCCGGGAAGCUUACGAGACGAAAUCGAAAGGGAUCGUUAAGGUUAAUGCGGUUCUUAACCUUGUUGGGGCGGGCAUUAUUGAUUAUUUUUCCGGCAAUACUCCACGGAGAAGAUUACGGCUUGUUAAGUUCCGGCCACCGCGUUGGGAGCCUCGUACAAACGUCGGAGCUGGGUUUAGGUUAUUCGGGUUUUGGGAUUCGAAUUCUGGGAAGCUAUGUAUGGUUGGUUCAGGAUCGGUAAGUACUUUAACCCCUGUGAAUGUUGUUUUCAAGCUUGAUUAUCCCAAUUCUUCUGUUCUUGAUACUAGUUUGAUCAAUGGUACAUUACAAAGCAUCACGCCUUCGGGUUCCGCUACAUAUUUUAAACCCAUUUCGAUAUUGGGUGUUUCACGUAUGGGGUAUAAUUAUACUUACAUCAAUAAAGAGAUCAACAACGAUGGUUUUAGCAUCUACGAUGAUCUGGAGAACACCUCUCUUAGUCUACCAGAUGCCCGGACGGCUUACAGGCGUGGGAUAUGCUCGGUCAUAACAUGGGGUCUCAGAUUUGAAUUGGAUUACAAUACCUACGACUGUAAGAACGUUUCUUGUAGCUUUAUAACAGUAGGCGAUGAAACUUUUCCACGUUUCCUGUCAAUCAAAGUCGUAGAUUGCUUAGAAGAUGGAAAAGUUCGGUACAUUUUGCAGUUCUCUAAUUCUACCUACGGUAGAGGAAUGUCAUUUUAUCCACUCACUAGUCUGGUUGCAGAAGGAGUUUGGAACAAGAAGAAGAACCGUCUAGAGUUAGUAGCAUGCCAACUGUUCGAUAAAAUGUCUGCAAGAGAUUGUUCGAUUAGAUUAGCUUUCAGUUUACCUUCAAAUCUUAGUCUACAAAACAGGAGUAGUAUCAUAGGGCGAAUGUGGAGUACAAAACGAAAGAAUCUUGGCCAUGUCUCUAUUUAUAGCCCUGCAAACCUACACUCAAGAAUCAAAGGUGCAUCAUAUGAGUAUUCCCAACAUAAAAAGAUCACAAAUUUAUGCUCAAAAACCCUCGAUAGUAACACACAAGGAAAGAAAGAGACUUACCCAGAUGAAAAUUCUCCAAAUUUACGGUUCGACAUGUUGGUGAAAAACAAGAAAGGACAAAUGGCAUAUGGUUAUGCAUCCCCUUUUUACAUCGGUGACCGAUUUUAUUCAUCUUUUUCCAUGAUCGAAGGGAAUCAUAGUUCAAUAAACAAGUACAUUAACAUUAGCUAUGUCAUGAGCUUCACGACACGUGGCGAAUUUGAAUUCGGUGGUAAAAUCCCAGGGUCAAAAAUGGUUGAAAUCUCAGCAGAAGGCGUGUAUAACACUAAAAAUGGUGUUAUAUGUAUGAUUGGUUGUAAGCAUAUGCCAUACGAAAAGUUCCAAAAGAAAAGAUCCUUAGAUUGUGAGCUGCUAAUCAACAUCAACUACUCAAAACGCGGGUCGGUUCACGGGUCGAUCAAAUCCACACGAACAAGACCCGACCCGUUAUACUUCGAGCCCGUGAAAUUCGGGUCAAGCUCAAUAACAACAGUCCAAGCGAGAGAAUCAAUAUGGCGAAUGGAUCUUGAGAUCACCAUGGUUGUAAUUUCAAACACACUCGCAUGCAUUUUCAUCGCGUUCCAACUCUUUCAUGUCAAAAAGAAUCCCGAAUUUCUUCCGGAAACUUCCAUUAUCAUGUUAACUGUUCUCACCUUGGCUCAUAUGAUCCCACUUUUACUCAAUUUCGAAGCGAUUUUUAUCAAAAAUCGAAAGCAAAACGUGUUUCUCGGAACUGAUCAAUGGCUAGAAGUAAACGAGGUUCUUGUUCGUGUCAUCACAAUGGUUGCUUUCCUUCUUCAAUCCCGGUUGCUCCAACUCACUUGGUGUUCAAGAAAUGGCAAUGAGAAUAACAAUAACAAAGACAAAAACCUCUGGGAAUUUGAUCGAAAGGUUCUAUAUGUAACAUUCCCGUUAUAUAUAUUCGCCUUUUUUGCACAUUUGUUACAACUUCACGCAUCAAAAAGCAUGACUUUUUGGGGAGAACUCGAGUCUUACUUCGGUAUAGUUCUUGACACAUUCUUGAUACCACAAAUUGUGUUCAAUUUGUUUUGUGAUACAUGUAACAUGGUUCUUGCUCCUUCGUUUUAUAUCGGGUCUACAGUUGUGAGAUUGUUGCCUCAUGUUUAUGAUAUUUACCGAUCGCAUAGUUCUUUGUGGUUUUAUGAUAAAAUAUAUGCGAAUCCUGGGAUGGAUUUCUAUUCGACAAUUUGGGAUGUUGUUGUGUGUUUUGGUGGGACAUUUUGUGUUCUUGUGAUUUAUGUGCAGCAACGAUUUGGGGGAAGAUCGGUUUUGCCAAAAAGAUUUAGAGAAAGUUUUAUGUAUCAGAAAGUAGCUGUUACGACUCAAGAAGGAUGA